Molecule: messenger RNA, 870 nt
Organism: Fulvia fulva
Lineage: Eukaryota; Fungi; Ascomycota; Dothideomycetes; Mycosphaerellales; Mycosphaerellaceae
Exons: 1
Coding region: 1-870 (289 amino acids)
Biological process (GO): regulation of DNA-templated transcription
Molecular function (GO): zinc ion binding; DNA-binding transcription factor activity, RNA polymerase II-specific
Source: RefSeq, a predicted model, not a curated record
AUGCCUGCAGGCGCGUCCGACAAGCCGCGUCGAUCCCGCAUUACUGCAGCUUGCGCUGUAUGUCGUGCAAAGCGACAGAAAUGCUCGGGUGUGAAGCCGCGAUGCGACCAGUGCCGAAUGCACAAUGAGGAAUGCUGGUGGAGUGACCAGAAGAAACGUGGACCCGCCAAAGACUACCUCAGAUCAUUGCAGGAUCGUCUCCAGGAGAAUGAGAAGCUGCUGCUGAGUCUUCUCGAAGAAGUGUCGGACAGCACUGUUGCGAACGCGCUCCACCGCGACCUAGGCAGCACAAGCACCGCUCCAAGCCAUCAAACAUGGACCGGCAGCUUGUCAGGACAGGAGUACUGGACGCGAUACCCGCUGAACAGGCUGGAAAGUAUCAGAGACUGGCAAAGGCAACGUACCGCGACCGCAUUGAGGCCUGCGUCAGAGAUACCAGCGCCUCCCGUCAUGACCACCCGCCACGAGCGCGACAGUCACUUCCAGGAGCCAACGCCGCCUCAACCGACAAUGGUUACAACUCAGCCUAUACCUGACACGAUCUCACGCGACAAUGGAUUGAUCUCACCGUAUCCAAAUGGACACCAGCAGGCGUACCAAAGUACGAACCAGAGUCCGAGCACAGAUUGGCAGUCACCUCAGGAACCCAAAACCAGUCUUCACGAGAGACGGUACAGCGAAGAGACCCGUGGUGUUGCAGAAGCACUGUUCUCCAUAUCUCAUCAAGGUAACCAGGCCCGGAUGCAGGCACAACCGCAGCAACAGCAGGAGCAACAGCAACCAAUGCUGGAUUCAGGCGAUAGUCGGACAGCAUCUGCACCAGUAUUGGAGAAGCUUCCCUCUCAAUUUCCAACGCAUCUAUUCUGGUGA